Messenger RNA from Hemibagrus wyckioides, 4932 nucleotides. RefSeq names its product C2 domain-containing protein 2. The transcript has 14 exons. Lineage: Eukaryota; Metazoa; Chordata; Actinopteri; Siluriformes; Bagridae. Bases 268 to 2235 code for a protein of 655 amino acids. The record is from RefSeq and is a predicted model, not a curated record.
GGUGGAGAGGGGGGUCAUGCCACCCACCGCUGUGUGUGUAUAGGAAGUGAUGUGGUAACUUUUUGAACAGAUGUGUUAGCUAGCAGGCUAGCAAGAAAAGAAAAAACAAGCCGUAGACAAGAUGAGUGCCGGGGAUCAGAAGGCGCUCUUAGUGUUAGUGAGCUCGGGGAAAAGCGGAGAGUGCUGACAGGUCGAGUUCGGGUGUUAUUAGCAUGUUAGCGCGGAGAUAGCGGGCUGACGCUAACUGAGGGAGUUGUUUGAGACGCCAUGGUGUGCGCGAGCGGCGCCUUGUCGGAGUCGCUGCAAUGGCCGUGUCUGGUAACGCUGUUCCUCGCCUCUGUGGUGACUUUAAUCAUCUAUUUAGUGCAGUAUUUCGGUGUUUUUCGGCGCGGGAGCGGGACACGGGCCGGAUGGGAGGAGUGUGAGGAGGCGGACCGGCUGCUGAGCUGGUUACUGGAGCUGAAGAGCUGGAGGACGGAGUGGAGGAGAGCCUGGAUCCGAGCCCUCAACAACCACCGCUGCAUUACACAGGGAGCGCUCCAGCUGGUGUUUGAGGAGGAUGGUGUUCAGUCAUCAGAACUCAGCGUGCACCACGUCUCCAGCUUUAACAGAUCACCUGGACGGAAGGAUGUGCAGUGUGAGGUGAUUGGAGAUAAUCUGCAGUUUUCUCUCAGCGCUUGUCCGAACUCAGGCUCUACACCCCCUCCUCUGAGAUACAGCGUAAAAAUCUCACCGCUACAGCUGCAGCUGGCCCUGCAGAUGACGGAGGUAGAUGGAGAAGUUCAGAUUACAUGGGGACUGGAACAGCGGGACCUGACGCACCUGCAGCUCACACCCAUUUACACACAGGGAGCAUCAGUGUGUUUGAGUGAAGCAGCAGUGAAGAGCAGGCUGCAGCAGGUUCUGUGUGAAACACGAGCCACAGUGACUCUGAGCAGCAGGACUGCGCAACCUACAGAACUGAAGGAAGUGAGGAACAGGAUUUUAGAGGUCUCUUCUCCACCUAAACCCCCUCGUGCUCACCAGUGGAAACUCUUAGUGAAGAACGUCCGGGUCGUGUACAGCCAAGAGAAUGGAGCUGCAGGCAGUCUAAGUCCUCAGUGUGUUAUGCAGUUAGAUGAUCCUCCUCAGAAAUUGUCCACCUCAGUGCUGAAUAACGUAAGCGAGCCGGUGUGGGAUCAGCCCUUUAUCUUUGAACUCAGCGGCAGGUCGAAGGAGCUGAACAUCCAGCUGUUGGAUCAUGGGAAACCUCCAGAGAGCUGUGUGCUCGGGCAGGUGUGUGUGCCGUUUAAUCUGGUGAAGAGGAGCCCGAGAGGACAGCACACUUUCACACUGAGCAACACACACCAAGUUAUCGGAUCACUGACUACUGAGUUGUCCUACCUUGAGCCGAGCGAAGUGCGCACUUGGCAGCCACCUACUCCUGCGCCUACCAAGCGAGUGGAGAUGGACAGGACCGUGAUGCCAUGCGGUACCGUCGUCACCACCGUCACUGCGGUGAGGAGCAGACCGGGGCGUUCGCUUCCAACAGAAUCAAUGAAACCUCCAACCAAAGCCAAGCUGACAGAGAGGCGAGUGUCUGAACAACCCUCAAUGCUGGGAGCUAAAGUCAGCAAAGCCUUAUCUUCAUCAGAUACAGAGCUGCUGAUGCUGAACGGGACCGACCCGGUGGCUGAGGCUGCGAUCAGACAGCUGUAUGAGUCGGCUAAGCAGAAACUCAAAUCUCCCGUCAAAAAGAGCACCAUCAUCAUCUCUGGAGUGGCAAAGGCACCGCUGUCUCAGGACGAGGAGAUGACUCUAAUGGCCGGAUACGCUGCUGCGAUGGACGCCUCCAUGGCCGAGUCGCCCGACAGCACGAGGCAGGAAUCGGAGACUCUCUCGGAACCCUGCAUCUCAGACGUGACCGAUCCGUUGGAGGGUCCGAGCGGAGCGGACUGGGAGAGUCAGACAGGAGAGGAAUCAGACAAAGCUUCGCUCUCCCUCUGCGUCUCUGAGUCUGGAUCCAAAAAGGGGAAAGGCAGCUUCCUCCAUAAGGGUGCCCGGCUGUUUUUCAGGCGCCGGCAGCAGAGGAAGGAGCCGGGGAUGAGUCAGUCCCAUAACGACCUGCAGUACCUGGAGCAGGCCGAGGAGAGACGCACUGCCACCUUCAAGCGCAUCAUCAACCGCAAACUGCUGCCCAAACACAAGAGCAAAGCAAACGGCGUCCAAACAUCAGACCUCCAUCAGCCUCACUAACACACUCACACACACAUUCUCUCACACACACACUCUCCAACACCAAAAUGACACAUAAAAUCCAAGGACAAAGCGGUAUUCUGUACUAGUCCGGAUAAACACGCUAAUCUUUACACUAAUCCUUAUGCUUAUCCUCACACCCUGCCAGGCAGAAGGCCUUCCACGUUACGUAACGAAGUCACAUGCUAAAGGUUGGGCGAUAUAUCAGGAUGACGAUGAGGGAACUAAAACUGUGAGGAGGAAACAUGCUGCUUUUUAGAUUUUAAUUUUUAUCGACAAUAAUGCAAAGAUGAAUAUAAAAUCGAAUCCGCUUUUAACGACCAGAUAUUUAGACCCCAAAUCAAAGCGGCGCCUCGUCUCUGUCUUUGUCCAUGACAACACGUCCUGUCCUGUCUGUCCAAGUUCCGAUUACAGAUAAUGGAAGCCAAAAUGUACAUCAUGUACUGCACGCUUUAUACGCAUCAGUGUUAUCCGUGUUUAAAAAUGGCCGAGGGAUAUAUAUCAGAGUUAUUGGCACCCUUCAUCAAGAAUAUAAUGACACAAAAUAAAUAUCUGUUAUUCAGGAUCAUUGCUCCUUCAUGGGAGGCUUCACUAAUAAUUAAAAAGAAACCGUUUUACACAAAAUAUUACUGAUUGCACAUUAUAUUUUAUUCAUUUCCCCACUCAUUUUAAUCAAGGGUGCCAAUAAUCCUGGUCAUUCAGCAUGAUGCUGGUCAUUCAAAUUGCCAAGCUUUAUAUAAAAGUGUGUUUAAUAUUAUAAUAAGGAAUGAAAUAUAUUGAUGAUCCCACCCACGCCGUACGAUUGGCCCAGUUGUUCACUGCAGCCAAUCAGGUGGAUUAGCAGCUUUACAGAGUCGUAACUCAUUUACAUAAACCAUCAGCUGCUGCUGCCUUCACUCCGGUCGCUCUCCAACUUUCGGCUCUUUACAGACCUAACCGUUAAUUUUUUAAUCAAAUCGCAUAUAAUUAGAUUAAAAUUAAAGAUAACUUGGAAUGAAUAGCAAAAAAUAAUAAUAAUGUGACUGUACACAUCAACAACCUGAAGAUUCUUUAUCAGUAAUAUUUUAAAUUUUAUUGAUAAUUAUAAUAAUAACUGUGCUGAGGUUUGGAUGGUGACACACACACACACACACACACGCUGCAAAACAGUUGACUAUUGAAACAAGAAGCCAAAUAUGCAUCACUGGUGUGUGUGUGUAAAGGUGUCAUGAUGAGAUGUGCCACAUGAUGAGUUCUUACCUGAACUAUAGUUUUGUUUAUUUUACCAUUUUUCAUUUAUAUAUAUAUAUAUAUAUAUAUAUAUAUAUAUAUAUAUAUAUAUAUAUAUAUAUAUAUAUAUAUAUAUAUAUAUAUAUAUAUAAUCUGAGUAAAUAUGUAAAUCCGUCGGUCAGUUUGAAUGUUGUUUCAUGAAUAUAGGACGGAGUGUGUUUGUGUGUGUGAGUGUUUAAACACUACAGGAGGGCAUUAAUGAGAACUUUAAUCACACACAGUGAUGUCACAAUGUCAUUUCAGUGAUUUGUUUAGUUUUGUUUAUUUGUUUGUUGAUCACAUGACCUGUACUACGUUUGUGUUGUUUGUCUCUGAGGGAUUUAAUGAUCCACUUCCCGCUGAUGAUAAUCCCACAUUCCUUUAUUCUCAGUGUGUGAUGUUACGCACUGUUAGUAUUUGUUUGUUAGUAGUCACAUGACCAGCUGAUUGAUUUUCUGUGUGUGUGUGUGUGUGUGUGUGUGUGAAAUGUUUCGAUAAUCAGUGUUCUGAUCCACAUUUCCUCCUUUAAUCGUUUCAUUUGACGUUUCUCCGGUGAAGAGUGUGGGGUGGCUCAGGCUGCAGUUAGGACUGUGUUUGUGUGUGUGUGUGUGUAAGUGUGAGAAUGUGAUUUGUUUUUAGUUUGUUUAGUCACAUGACCUGAAGUCCUACAGUUAAUAUCCAGUACAGAUGGGGAUUUGUCUCACACACACAAUAAAACAUCUCAGAUCUCACUUUCACCCCAAACCGCAGUGUGUCAGAGGACAUGUGUUCAGGGUGUGUGUGUGUGUGUGUGGUGUCAGAGCUCCACACACUCCGGACACGGCUCCCAGGAUGAUCCUCUCGAUGUGUGAAUCUCAGGCGUCUGUUAAUCGCACCAUGUUCACUAGGUAGUGCGCUGUUGUCAUGUCCUGUCUGGAGGAUCUAGUGUACUCGUGUAAUCCCACAAUGCACUGCAAUUAGUUCAUGUCUAUAGCACACUCUUGUAGGGAUUAGAGGUUAGGGCACAGGGCUUAUUACUGAUCAUGGGGAUUUAUUUGGGAUGAGAAGGUCACGUGGUCAGUCAGUUUACUGUCUUUGUAGCCUAAACCGUCUGAUCUCUAAACGUAACAGGAAGUGACGACUGUGAGUAAACCCACACUUCAGUCUGAUGCUGAUUGACAUCACUAUGGUAACCAAUGUCCCUUGCACCAUGUGAGCAUGUGCUUAAUCCUUUGAUGACACCUUCAGCUUUCUGAGCUCUGUACUCAAGACACCAAAAUUAACACCUGGAACAGGAAGUGAUGCGACAGAGCUGAGUGUAGCCAUAAAUUAAUGAGCUUGAUGAGUUCACUGUUGUGUGUAUGUGUGUGUGAAAGAGAGAGAGAGAAGAGACUACUGGUGUUUCAGGUUUCACUGGACUCUGAGUGUGUGUGUGAUUAAUAUUAGGUUUAUCAUUUCAAGCAAUAAAUG